ACUUCCUGUUAUCGCCGACGUUUUACGACAGUCUUCUCGACCUGGGACCAGCUCGGAAUCUGGCAGGGGUGCAUUUCUCGGCAUUACACCUGUUCCGGGCGUCUUCGAAUUUGAUCAUCAAAGGCGACAGACUCUUCUACACCGGCCCAAUUAAACAGUACAUGCGGCUAGUUGUCCUGUCCGAGGAAGACAACCUGAUGGUUUUGGAGAUAAGACUUACAGAACCAUAUUUAGGUUUAGACUUAAGAUAAUUUACUGGCCUUGUUCCAGGCAUGUUAUUUGGUUACAGUUUCCAAAAGGAGCCUCGUUCUCAGGCUUCAAGUUUGUAUAGAGCCUCGUUCACAGGCUUCAAGUUCAUCAAAGAGCCUAGUUCUCAGGCUGCACACCUGAUAAUUUAAUUGCACGUUAUGUAAUUUUGUGUUCUCUUUGGAAUCCCAGACACAUUGCAAGCUUCAUUGACCCAGGAUCCUGGACUGAAAAAACAGGAAGAGACCUUGAGUUUUUUCCUCAACAGUCCAGUGGGGAUUCUUGUGGUGUCUACAUGCUGAUGUAUGCUCUCAGCAUCUGCACAUCAUGUCCCUUAACAUUCACAGAGGAGGAGGUGCCAUUGAUUCGCCAGUGGUGGUGCAUUAACCUCAUGGAAAGAUUUUGCCUAGAAGGGCAUGGACAGAGGUUUGCAUACUGGACCGAAGAAGCAUCCCAACUCCUUCAGGGGAUCGUUGAGCCUGUGUUUAGGGUGUCGAAAUUCACCACCACCAAACUGUCACCCAGCAGAAGAGUUGUGGAUGACAAGGACAUUGAUAAGGUGCAGCAGCCAACCAUUGUCCGAGACCUAAAUACAGCGUGGUACUGGGUACAGAAUCACAGACACUUAUUCCGUGGGGAGGUGACAGAGCCUGCCUUUUUGCAGAUGAACAGGGGUGAUCAACAAAAUGCCAUCAAGAACCUCUUGGGGGGUCAAUUCUCUGAGGCGAAGGAUGCCUUUUUGUUUAUAUUUCAUUACCAAGAAGACAUGGAAACAUUUUUGUCGUACUGUGUUGAUGACCAAGGCCUAAAGGUCAAUGCUAUGUUCUACAAAGAGAAAUGUAGUGUGUGUGCGCGUGUGUGAGUGAGUGAGUGUGCGUGAGAGAGAGAGAGAGAGAGAGAGUGUGCGUGUGCGUGCGCGUGUGCGUGUGUGUGUGUGCGAGAGUGUGCGUGAGUGAGUGAGUGAGCGAGCGAGCGUGUGUGAGG
This is a messenger RNA of Triplophysa rosa, 1230 nucleotides long. RefSeq names its product structural maintenance of chromosomes protein 5-like. The transcript has 7 exons. NCBI's taxonomy places the organism in Eukaryota, Metazoa, Chordata, Actinopteri, Cypriniformes, Nemacheilidae. Bases 542 to 1108 code for a protein of 188 amino acids. The record is from RefSeq and is a predicted model, not a curated record.